ACGGAUCGGGCAGUGGUAGGGAACUUGCAGGGAGCAGCCAGGUUGCCUGGGCAGGCGACGGAGGCGAGGUUCCCCAGCACUUUGAUCGUGACCGAGACCAGCCAGCGAGCACGGAGAGCGCCAUACAACAACAACAACAAUUGCAUGCGGCGAGGGAGACAAAAGGCAACAUUAAUGCCUGGGCAACUGCAGAUAUUCGUGUCCCAGAAAUUGCCCACUUUUGGAAAGGCGGAGAACGGUGUCAAGAUGGCUUUGGGAGGACCACGCAAUUACAAGCCCGUGUCUCGACAGGACCUGCUGUACGAGGAGGUGGUCUACUCCACCAUCCACCAGCUGAACGUGUCUCAGGCCGACGCAUCUCACCUCCUGGGCUUCCUCCAGCAGGUGUUCGGUAAGAGCCCGUCGGAGCACCUGGCCCUGGUGCAGCGUGUGCGGGAGAUGGCAAAGCCGCCCGUCCACAUGCUGAAGGUCACCGUGUUUGAGGCCACUGACCUGACGCCCAAAAAUUUGGACGGCUCCAGCAAUCCGUACUGCACCGUGGGCCUGGCGCUGGGCGCCGACGCCGAGCGCUGCAACCGCGAGUUCUCCUCCUCCGAGUCGCUCCUCGAGAGGCUCCCCGACCGCACAGACACGAUGCUGCAGACGCUCAACCCCGUGUGGGACGCCGUCUUUCACAUGCGGAUCGAUGAUGUGAAGACCGAUGUCCUGACGCUGUGUGUGUGGAACGAGCACAACGACUCCUCCCUCAUGCAGGACAUCUCCAAGAUCUCCUCGUGGCAGGGCGCCAAGACAUUGAGCAAGAAAGUUGUCAAGAAGCUGAAGCGGUUGAGUUUCACCGAGGGACUCAUAAAGCCAAAGCAAGAGGCCGACUUCCUGGGCCUUCUCAACCUCCCCGUGCGGGACCUCGGCGCCCCGUACCACGCUGGCACCUACCGGCUGCUGCCACGCUCCAGCCGCUCCCACGUGACGGGAGAGUGCCGGCUGCACAGCGCCUUCCUCACCUGCCAGAGGGACAGCGCGCUGAGCCGGGAAGGGCUCGAGAGGGGCGCCUACGAGCACCUGCUCAACGAGUUUGUGGAGUACGAGCACAGCCUCACGAGUGGGCUGUGGUCGGGUGAGCUGGGAGAAGAUGCCAUGGCAGUGCUUUCCCAACAUGCAACGCAGGUUGACCUUUCACCCCUGGAGCAGGCCAUCAUGUGGUGGUUUGUGUACAGCGACCACCACAGCAGCAGCCCCAUGUUGCCCGAUUGCCUGAUGCAGCUGCUCAAAACCCUGGAGGAGAAGUGGACGCUGUCGGAACAAGGUCGCAGCAGGCUGCUACCGGACCAGGGACCGCGGCUCCAAGACAGUUUCGUGAAGCUCAUCUCGCAGAACCUGUGUGCGCUCCGAGAGCUGCACGGCAACUUCCCCCUCACAGACCCCGCGUCGCUGCCAAGUCUGCGCGACCUCCUGAGGUUCCUGAUACAUCUGUUUGGAUCUCCGCUGUAUGAAAAGGAGCCCAGACAGCUUGGAGAGCCACACGGAGAGCUACAGGCCACAGUGGGGACAGCUCUGGAGGAAGCGUCUGAACUCUGGUACAACAAGAAGAAAGAGCCGUUCCAUGCACUGGAGGGAGCCCAGGAGCAGGUGCUGGCCUACACUCGGCUGUGCGAGAUCAUCUGGACAGAGCUCAAGGAGAACGUGCCCAAGUACAGCCACGCCUUCGUCAGUUUGGUGGACGUCAGCUUUCAGAGUGUCUGGUACCAGAAAAUGGAGAAAAUGCUCGCGUGGGAUGUGCAGACCAUGCUGGGCCAGCUGAGCUCCUCGGAGGACUACCGGCUCGACGGGGAGACGGGAGAGAUGCUGCACAUCUUCCACUCGUCGCUGCACCAGCUCGCCCAGAACGCUGAGAAGCUCGGCCUCCGGGCAAAGAUCCCACCACUCCUAAACGUACAGCAGUGGCUCGGAGAGGCGGUGAGCACAUGGGUCGGCAUGGCUUAUGAGAACAUGAGUUCCUCUAUCCAGUCAAGCGUGCAGAAAGACAAGCUGGAGGCAGAGUCGUGCUCGGUGAAGCACAGCCUCUCGGCGGGGCUGGCCACGUCGUGGUUCACCAACGCCCUCGCCUUCUGGCUGCAGCUCGCCUGGCCCGAGCCGGCACAGAGCCUGCGCAUGCUCGACUCGCUGCUGCAGGACCUGUGCAACGGGGCCGUGUUUUACGUGGCGCAAAUGCGGCAGAAGCUGGAGAACGACUACUGCUACUUCAGCGCCGAGACGAGCAUCCCCCUGCCCAAGCAGGUGUGCACGGGGCUGAACAGCGCGGCGUUUGUGCGCGAGUCGCUGUCGCGGCUGCCGCAGCAACGCGAGUGGCGCGAGGUGGAGCGCGUGGUGCGCGACCUGUGGCGGGACGCCGGCUCCGACCGCUACUACUCGGGCAGCGGGUCGGUGCGCACCAACGGCGACGCGCUCACCUCGCGCCUCGACGUGGCCAACCAAACCAUCCUGUCGCUGCUCGACAAGCUCUUCAACUGGAUCUCCGACCUGCUUUUACUGGACUUCAGAGUGUAUCUGCAAAACAGCGCCAAGCUACAGAACGUGAACACACAUGAUGUUGCUUUGCUGCUGGAUUUUCUCAGAGAGAACAUCUCCGUCCUGUGCCAGCACCUCUACGAGGACACACGCAACGGGCUUCUGCAGGCUCUCUGGGCCUGCUCCCUGCGCCAGUUCUGGGAGGUGGUGAACGUCAGCCAGAAGCAUCCGCUCGAGUACUACGGCCGGCUUCACCAGAUGCUGCAGGUUCUGUUGGAUGUGUUUUAUUCUGACUCUCAGGGCCUUUCACUAAACUCCUUGAAAAAUGCCGAGUACAAGUCUCUUGAGAACCAGCUCUAUUUGAGGAAGUCCAACACCCUGGAGCUGAUUGAAAGAUAUUACCAGGAGAGGGCCGAGGAGCAGCAGGCAGCGGACAGCGCCGGGAACGGGCACGGAAAGUUGAAGACCGGCUGCUCCUACGACGACAAGAGUCAGACGCUCACCGUGGACCUGACGGACGCGUUGGCCAACGCCCCGUCGUGGGCCAACGGCGGGUUGCCCUCGCUGCUCUGCUGGCCUGGCAAGAGCAGCGUGAGGCACUACGUGAAGGUGCUGCUGUGUCCCCGGCACAUCUUCCCGCACGCGCACCCACGCAGGACCCAGCGCAAGAUGCACACGUCUCCAAUCCAGUUCGAAGAGAGCUUCAAGCUAAACGUGACGAUGGAGCAAGCGCGAGCACCUGGGGCCUGCCUGGUGCUGCGUCUGAAGGCCCAGUGCGGCCUUCACAAGGGCCUGCUAGGUGAGGCUGUCCUUGGCUUGCGCAGCGUCGCCGGCCUGGAGGCGCCAGCUCCCGAGAGUCUGCAUUCCGCACGGAGCCAACUCCUGCUGCCCCUCCUGCGCCCAAAGACGCAAGAGAGCGACGCCGUGAAGUUCCUGCAAAGAAGAUGCUCUGAGAAAGAAGGUAAACAGUUUCUGAAAAAGCUCCGGAAGGCGGAGAAGAGAAUACUCUUCUCAACAGAGGACUUGUAGAGGCAACUUGAGAAUGUUACAACGGUGGAUGAGGUGUUUUGUGUACAAUUGUUAUUGUAAUUAUUUGCGCAGGAGUUGACGUAAAAAAUAUAUAUAAUACUGCUUGAGUAGACAAAUAUUGAUGUGAAUUAAAGUGCAUCAGUUCCUUUUCUUCACAACAGAUUUGUUCACAGCACUCUUCUUAAAUAGUUUCCAAUACACGAACGGACCCGAGAGCGUGCUAAUUGAGGUGUUUCAGAAGCUCCAAACUCAUCGUUCAAGCUGGGCUCAGGAUUACUUUGUGUGUUCGCAUUGAGCAUGAAUGUCAUUUCCACGAGUUAACUUGGGGUUGCAAUGUAAUGCCCUCAAAAAUGCACGCGAUAUAGAUUGUUGUCACAUUUCACACGGUGAGGAUGUAAUCGCAGGAACUCGCAUUGUUGCCAAAAUGCACCAGGAAUUGAUAACUCUACAAAUGUAAACAUCUUACAGGUUGAUUUUAACGAUUGAUUAAACGAAUUUUUUAUGUAAAGAUACGGGUUCAGGACCCGAAAGAAAGAAUAUAUUUUUUAAAUCAUCCAAAAAAGUAAUUGAGAGUGAGAUGUUUCUUAAAAUUCAAACCGGAAAAUGUGAACUAGUAAGUUAGCAAUUGAAUACUGUACAAGUUUUUUUAAUUUGUGUUACUUUCGUUAAAGAUGCAUGUAUCAAAACAACUACGCAAUAAUAAUGAUCGAUUAAUUAAAAUGAUUUCCCAAUGUUCCAUUUAUGCUAAUGAAGUAACACAAGCUGUACAAGUAAGACAAUAACACAAGAGAUUACACAAUUUAAAUGGUGAUAACGAGACAAACAAUUGAUUACUAAUUAUUUCAAUAUGAUAUCGAUAUAGCGCCUGAAUUAAGAUUAAAACAACUCUGCAUUAGCUUUCUUAGUGGUAGCUAAAUAUAUCGUAGUGAAAAAAUAAAAGCUUUGGAUCACAUUGUAGGAAUUUUUCCAGAGUCCGUACCAUGAUUCACCUCCUCACCGUUAAUCAAUCUUAACUCUUCAAAUGCAAAUUGAGAGAGGUGGUAGCUUGGGCAGGCCUUCAUCCAGUAGUGGAUCGACCAAGACUGCUGCCGCUUGUGGCUUAUGACUGCUAAACCUCGUCCCAUAUAAAGAUUAUAAAACAACGUAUUCCAUAUGAAAACAUAAGAAUAGAUUUGAACCUUUUUGGCAAUAAAACAGAUGCAAAGAUGUUCAAACACCAAAUAUAAACCUUUUGCAAGCAAUCAAGUCUGCAUUAACCACACUUACUUGUGGUGAAUGAAAUAACUGACAACUGACACUUUGGUAAUUGAUAUUUGGCAGUCCAAAACAAUUACCUUCAAAUUAACUUAAUUGGGAUUAUGCAUCGCACUAUCGUCCCACUGCUGUGAAAGCUUGGAAGGGACCCUGAAAAAAAGUCUCGGUGUGCCUCACUGAGGCCUUCUUGGGUGGACAAACAUCGUCGUCGUAGUAAAUAAUAAUAAUCGCUCCUCCGAUGGUAUCAUGGUUGGCUAUGUGCGGUCCGAAAGAAUUUCAACAUACAACGACAAUCGCCAUUGGCCACUAAGUGGCGGUGACGUCACCACGGCGCUUGUGCCAGGCUACGUGCACUUUAAGGCGACGUGAAGUGUCGAAACUCCUGCUGGCAGGAGAUCAUGGGGACAGACACGGGUGCCACGGGUUGACUGAGAUGACUGGCACACAUUUACAGACAAUAACGGGAGAAGCAACACGUAUUGAUAUAUAACAAACAAAAAUCAAGCUCUCUUAAAAACGUGUUAAUAAGCUCUACAACGCCUGUACUGUCACAGGACGCCCAUGUAAUAGAGCCUAACAGCUUAUUGGGCCAUUCCUGCUGAAAUAAAUCAAAUCUAUCAGUCUAAAAACGCAGUGUUACGCAGCGUGUAAAUUGGGCUGCCACCUUGAAGCUCGCAAUAUCACGGUUUGGCCGACUGUGCCAGCUCAUGGCUGUGUGAUGACUUCAUUUGUGAAUGUAGGAGACUUGUGAAUGUCAAGAGAUGGAUCGUGGUGUGAACAAUAUGCCCUAUCACGUUCCAACGAGCUAGCCACCGCCUACAACAACAAUACCAAAACCGUUCAUUAUUGCACCCGUAAGCGGCCUGCUAGGUUUGAGACAUUUAAAAGGCUAAAACGUGUAUAAACAACUCAGAUUUAUGUACAUAGUAUUUGUUAUAUUUCGUAAAGCAUUUGUGAAGGAUGUACAUAACAUUACGAAUACUAUUUUUUGAUAAAAUGUAUAAUUGUAUGGUAGAUUAAUAUAAAGUAUCUUUAUAUAGUACAGCACUGAUGUAGUAGCUCAUAUUCGCCGCAAGAUGCUUAGGUAAUGAAGGAAAGGUUUUUGGGGGGGGGGUUUGUUUUUGGAAGUCCGGUGUUUUUGGUGUGGUUUGAAUAAAUUAAUGUAAUAAGG
This is a messenger RNA of Lethenteron reissneri (Far Eastern brook lamprey), 5959 nucleotides long. RefSeq names its product BAI1-associated protein 3-like. NCBI's taxonomy places the organism in Eukaryota, Metazoa, Chordata, Hyperoartia, Petromyzontiformes, Petromyzontidae. The record is from RefSeq and is a predicted model, not a curated record. Gene Ontology annotation, cellular component: secretory vesicle.